Molecule: messenger RNA, 1833 nt
Organism: Aspergillus ruber CBS 135680
Lineage: Eukaryota; Fungi; Ascomycota; Eurotiomycetes; Eurotiales; Aspergillaceae
Exons: 7
Coding region: 1-1833 (610 amino acids)
Biological process (GO): dTMP biosynthetic process
Cellular component (GO): cytosol; mitochondrion
Molecular function (GO): tRNA-guanosine(34) queuine transglycosylase activity; thymidylate synthase activity
Source: RefSeq, a predicted model, not a curated record
AUGUCGGCAACUGUUAUGGAGCAUACAUCAAUGCCUUCUGCAUUGGAAUUUGACAUUCAUGCCAAAUGCUCUACAACCAAAGCUCGGGCAAGCACACUCCGUCUACACCAUGGAGCUGUCUCAUUGCCGAUAUUUAUGCCUGUUGCGACACAGGGUUCACUCAAAGGUCUGACCUAUGACCAACUCAAGCAGACAGGGUGCAUGUUGUGUUUGAAUAACACGUACCAUUUGGGUCUUAAACCGGGACAGGCUGUCCUAGAUCAAGUGGGCGGCGCACAUAAGUUGCAAGGAUGGGAUCGGAACAUCCUAACUGAUAGUGGCGGUUUCCAAAUGGUCUCUCUACUGAAACUUGCAAAUGUUACCGAAGAGGGUGUUCGGUUCCUCAGCCCUCAUGAUGGCUCGCCUAUGCUCCUUACCCCCGAACAUUCGAUUUCUCUUCAAAAUUCAAUUGGAUCAGAUAUCAUCAUGCAGCUAGAUGAUGUGAUUGCAACUACAUCACCAGAUCAUGCGAGGAUCGAGGAAGCCAUGGAGCGGUCCGUCCGAUGGUUAGACCGAUGCAUAGCAGCACACAAAUAUCCCGAGAGACAGAAUCUGUUCUGUAUCAUCCAGGGCGGCUUAGAUCUGGAUCUGCGGAAGAAGUGCUGCGCUGAGAUGGUUGCACGAGAUACACCGGGAAUAGCCAUUGGAGGACUUUCUGGUGGUGAAGCCAAAGAGGAUUUUUGUAAAGUGGUAGAUACCUGUACCGGGUUACUUCCAGAGGGAAAACCACGAUACGUGAUGGGCAUUGGCUAUCCUGAAGAUCUGAUCGUCGCAACCGCACUCGGCGCGGAUAUGUUCGAUUGUGUCUGGCCGACGAGAACGGCGACUUCCUCGUCCCCGCCGCAUAACACCUCCCACGAAGAACACCAGUACCUAAACCUUAUCCGCACCAUCCUCGUCGAGGGCGAGCACCGUCCCGAUCGUACCGGCACAGGAACGCGAUCCAUCUUUGCACCCCCGCAGCUACGCUUCUCACUCUGCAAACCAGGCCCUAGCCCCUCCUCCGACCCGAUCCCUGUCUUGCCUCUCCUCACGACCAAGCGCGUUUUCCUGCGCGCUGUCCUGGCAGAACUGCUUUGGUUUAUCUCCGGAAACACGUCGUCGAUCCCGCUCUCUGAAGCCGGGGUCAAGAUCUGGGAUGGGAAUGGCAGUCGGGAGUUCCUAGAUAAGGUUGGACUUGGACACCGGGAGGCUGGCGACUUGGGGCCUGUCUAUGGGUUCCAGUGGAGACAUUUCGGGGCGGAAUAUGUUGAUGCGAAGACUGAUUACACUGGCCAGGGGUACGACCAGCUGGCAGAUGUGGUGCGCAAGUUGAAGGAGACUCCGUUUGAUCGGCGUAUUAUUAUGAGUGCUUGGAACCCGGCGGAUUUGAAGAAGAUGGCCUUGCCUCCGUGCCAUAUGUUUGCUCAAUUCUACGUUUCUUAUCCCCAGUCCGCCGAGGGUGAAGACAAUAAGAAGGGAACUUUGUCUUGUCAGCUAUACCAGCGGUCGUGCGAUAUGGGUUUGGGAGUGCCGUUCAACAUUGCUUCCUACGCGCUUCUAACGCAUAUCCUGGCGCACGCGACUGACUUGAACCCGGGAACGUUGAUUCAUACUAUGGGUGAUGCUCAUGUCUAUCUUGACCACAUCGAUGCUCUGAAUGAACAGCUUGCUCGCGAGCCUAACGAGUUUCCGGAAUUGAAGAUCAAGCGUGAUGAUCGGGGAAGUGGUGUCGUUGAUGGCUGGAAGGAUGAUGAGUUCGAAGUGAUCGGUUACCAGCCUCACAAGGCGAUCAAGAUGAAGAUGAGUGUCUAA